Oncorhynchus kisutch (coho salmon) is the source of this 3304-nucleotide messenger RNA. RefSeq names its product PH and SEC7 domain-containing protein 2. Gene Ontology annotation, molecular function: guanyl-nucleotide exchange factor activity. Gene Ontology annotation, biological process: regulation of ARF protein signal transduction. The record is from RefSeq and is a predicted model, not a curated record. The transcript is spliced from 13 exons. The coding region runs from base 440 to 3286 and encodes 948 amino acids. NCBI's taxonomy places the organism in Eukaryota, Metazoa, Chordata, Actinopteri, Salmoniformes, Salmonidae.
UCCUCGCGUGCAGCAGGGGAGGAGAGGGACGCGACUGCACAUCCGCUCGUUUACACAGACGCCCCCAUCCACGCGCAAUCGGUCUAACCAUUUCCCACCGGCUGGACCUCCCCCAUGCCUGAGCCAGUGAGUGGAGGCGAGACUAGCCUACUGUACCGCCAGAGUCCGAGCGGUGAGGAGUCGCUUGCUGGGCAGAUUAGACGGUACCAGUCGGGAAGGACGCGGCACGACGAGGACCAAACAGACCCACGGUCUAUGUUCUCCCGCGUGGAUGGAUGGACCGAGAGAGAAUACAACCUGAAACUGCAGUGCAGAACUGGCUUUUCAGGCUACCUUUGAUUCAACGCAUUUUGUUGACGGUCAGUCCUCCGUAGUCCUGGAUCCAGAGCUCUCUGUCUCCGACCCAGCCCCAGAUUACUCCACGACACACGUAGGCACCAUGACCCAGGAGGGGCAGGGACACCCCCAGACUGAACCCCCUACAUCCCCAGACAGCCAAAGGGAGACGCCAGCCCACCCUGCAGAGAAGCCAGACACAAACCAAGGGCUGGAGGGGCAAAGUCUGGAGGUGGAGGGGAUAGAGGGGACCAAUGAGAUGGAAGGGGAGGAAAGUGUUACGGUACAAAGGGAAGUACACAGAGAAAGAGAAGGUGAGGAAAGUGGAAAGGGAGAGGGUGAUGAGGUAGAUGAGGGAGUGGAACAAGUGAUGCAGGGAGAAGGAGAGGUGCAUGAAGAGAGAGAGAGUAUGGCAGAGACAAGUGAUGAAGAAGAUGGAGUGGGGGAUGAGAGGAUAGAUGCAGGGGAUGGUCAGCCAGACAGAGAGCUAAAGAGAGAGGAGGAGAGGGAAGAAAGGGAGGAGGAGGUAGAGAAGGAGGGGGAUAACAUGAACACAGAGGCCACAGAGGAGUCAGAACCAGCCUGCGAGCCCGGCUGUGAGGAGGAAGAGGAGGAGGAGGGUGAGGAGGAGUUACCUCCACCACCACCACCUGAGGAUCAGGAAGAAGACCAGGACCAGGACCAGGACUUACCAGACCCACCACGGUCUCUGGACAUAGUCAGGCUGGACAAUGGAAUAGGACCUGAGAAUGGAAUCAAAGGGCAUGAAAAUGAGGAUGAUGAAGAUGAUGAAGAUGAAAGAGAAGGAGGCGGCUUAGUGGAGGUCAUCCAUGAACACCUGGACACGUUCAGCUCCACCUUCGAGUGUUCCGUAGAGCUGGCGGACACAGAGGUGGAGGAAGAGGAAGAGGAGGGAAGGGAGAACCAGGACAGUUUCAGCUCUGUGUUUGAACGCAUCGUGGAGCAUGUUGUCGCCAUAGAGGGGGAGGAAGAGGAAGAUGAGGAAGACGGGGAGGGAGAGAGGGAGAAGAGCGGGAUGGACAACAAGGACGGCUUCAGCUCAACGUUUGAGCGUAUUGUUGAGUCUGCGCUUCUUCGCGGGGGGACGUGCUACAGUAGUCUAGACUCCCUGGAUGUCCUGUCACUCACAGACGAGACAGACAGCUGUGUCAGCUUCGAGGCUCCGCUCACCCCCCUCAUCCAGCAGAGGUCCUUUCUCCAGAGCCCUGAGCCUCUGGAGCUGGAACUAGCCACUGUCAUGGAGCAGGAGGGAAGCGAGGCUGGACCUGAGGCCCAACGAGGAGAGCCUGAGGCUGGGGAGAAUGCUGCAGGCCGUGAGCUUGGAUCUGGAGGAAGCCCACUGCGGACCACCAUCACCGGGACCAGGUCGGAGUUUGUCCUGAGCCAGCCUGGCCGAUGGGCCAUCCCAAAUGGGUUUCACAUGAACACCCAGGGGGGAGCGGAGGGUUCUGGAGCCAUACCCAACUCUAUGAGUGAUACCAACGUCACUGACGUGCUGUCGGACUCAGAGCCGAGCGGUCUGGAGCAGCUGGAGAGAGGCAGCACGGACACCCUGGCCAAUGGUUGCCGUGCCGAAUGUAACGCCGCCAAACGCCUUGCCAAGCGCCUGUUCUACCUGGAGGGCUUCAAACGCUGCGAUGUGGCACGCCACCUGGGAAAGAAUAAUGAGUUCAGCCAGCUGGUGGCGUCAGAGUACCUCAGCUUCUUUGACUUCUCUGGUCUGUCAUUGGACAAGGCCCUGAGGAACUUCCUGAAAGCCUUUCCUCUGAUGGGGGAGACCCAGGAGAGAGAAAGGAUCCUGGUCCACUUCUCUAAGAGGUUCUGUGUCUGCAACCCCACAGCCCUCGCCCCCGAAGGAAAGGACAUAUCCGAACGGAAUGAUAAUGAUGAAGAAGAUGAUGACGGAGCCCAUACGUUAACCUGCGCCCUAAUGCUGCUCAACACUGAUCUACAUGGACACAACAUUGGGAAGAAGAUGUCUUGCCAGCAGUUCAUCAGUAAUCUGGAUAGCCUAAAUGAUGGCAAAGACUUCCCUAAAGACCUAUUAAAGGUGCUGUAUAAUUCAAUAAAGAACGAGAAGCUUGAAUGGGCAAUUGAGGAAGAGGAGUUCAGGAAGAGUCUAUCAGAGCUGGUGGAGGAGCAGUGUGAGGGAGGGGGGAAGAGGGGGGUUGCCAGGGUAACGGAUGGCAAUAACCCUUUCAUCGCCAUCCCCAUCCUACUCAACGCUGUCACCUAUAAACAUGGUGUCCUGACCCGCAAAAGCCACGCAGACAUGGACGGCAAACGCAGUGAGGAUACACACAAACACACACAACAACACACACACACAGAAUCACACACAUGGGAUUUCUUAAUGUAUGAGUCUUCAUCUCUCUCUCUCUCCUGCUCUCCCUCCCUCUCUCUCUCUCUCUCUCUCUGUAGGAGUGAGGAGGAGAUGAUGUCGUGGAUAUUUCGUAUUAACCUGGUAGCAGCUCUGUUCUCUGCCCCGGCCUUCCCUGCUGCCAUCGGCUCCAUGAAGACGUUCUGUAGACCUCUACUGCCCUCCUCCUCUACCCGGCUAAACCAGGAGGAGCAGCUGCAGUUUCACGAGGGGAAGCUGAAGCAGAUGAGUAUGGAGGUGGAGGAACACAGGAAGAGUCCGCCCUCACCUUCUCCCAAGAGCAGAGAGUGGGAGGAGUACCGAAUCAAAGAGCACUACCUCAUAUAUGAGAAGAGUCGGUACGAGACGUAUAUCAACCUGCUCCAGGCCAAGAUGAGGGCAGAGACAGACGACCUGGAGAAGAUAGAGGCUAGUGUGAUGAGCGGGAUCGGGGAGGGCCGAGGGGGGUGCGAGGGAUACCUCCGGAAGACCCAGUCCUCUCCUUCCAUCAGCCAGCACAGUCUCAACGGCAGGGCCUCUGGACGCACUGCCCCGGGCCAGCGGAGUUGAGAGGAGACCCCCCCCCCC